AUGGAUGGGUUUAUUGACAAUCGAUCAUUCGAUGAUGAAGACGACUCUGGCGCCUGCAAAAGAAAGAACGAAAGCGAAUCGGAAAUAGACAGUGACCUGGAUGACGACGAAUACGAUCUCAUUGAAGAGAAUCUCGGUACCAAAAUUCAAAGGAAACGCAAAAGAAGAAGAGUGGUCGAUGAUGGAGAAGAUGAAAAAGUUGACCAGGUCGAUGAUAAGAAAAAUCUGGUGAACGACUUAUUCAACGAUGGCAAAGAAAAUUCGCACGAAGGAGCCCAUUUGGCGGAUGACUUAUUCGUUAGUGAAUCUGAAGGUGAAUACGAAGAUGAUGAUAGUUUCAUUGUAAACGACGAACAUCCUGAUGGAAAAAAAACUAAAAACACUGAAGCUAUUCAAGAAGCUUUCAACAUUUUUGGAGAGAAAUUUGAUUAUGAAGGCAUGCAAGAUAAAGAUGAAAAUGAUUAUGGCAACAAACCAACAGAGCGAAACAAACCGAAAACAAAAUCAAGCAAUAAACAAAAUGCACGUUUUCAACAAAUAUACAAACAAGGUGAAUUAGAAAAAGUCCAGUUAAUUGAUUACGAUCAAGAGGUCAGAAUAAAGAUUUCAACUGAGAAACAUUCCACGUUUCACAGAAAGGAGUGCUUUGGUCCGGAGUUGGAUAUGAAAGAUUUGUGGAAAAUUUUUCAUUGGGAUGAAAAGUGGAUGCAACUGUUGAAAAGAAGACAAACUAUCUUGCAGCAAUUCGAACAAGUGCAACAAUUUCAAAGUAAGCCAGUGAGACAUUUGGUCGAAGAUGAAUACCUGAAAAUCAAUCAAGCGGAAGAAGACGGCAUGUUGAAAGUUCACUUUUAUAUGGACCAUGACUCCUACAUGCAAAAAAUUUUAUCCUUCUUUACAAAGGAUGAAUAUAGCUCUACAGUGCAAGAGUGGAAUAAAUUUCGUACCUCAGCAGUUGAGAAGGCGUUAAAAGACAUUCUCUUUCCCCUGCUCAUCAAGCAAAUAAAAAAAAAAUUAUUAGAGGAGGCUAAAGACCACGUGAUAAAAGCAUGCUGCCAAAACUUACAUUCUCUCUUGCAGGUGGCACCUUAUCAAGUAGAUCAAAUAUUACAAAAAGAAAAAGAUUACAGGGUUGACGAGAGUUUGCGAAUUCUUGGAGUUGCAACAAGUAAUGACAAAAAUGAAGCAUCGUAUUGUGCAAUAAUUGACGGUAGUGGAGAAAUUACAGACUAUCUAAAAAUGACUAGUCUUGCAACACGCGGAUAUCUUUGGAGCAAAAAAGAAAAAGAAGCCAAGGAACAAGAUUUGUUUCGCCUAAAAGAAUUAAUAUCGUGUAAAAAACCUCACGUUGUAGCAGUGGCUGCCACUUCGAUGAACUGUUUAACGGUUGUUGACGACAUCAAGUCAAUCCUUUCACAAUUGGAGAAGAUAAAACUAGUAGCUCGCAUCAAGGUUGAAUUGGUCGAUAAUGAUGUUGCAAAAGUUUAUGCCAAUUCUAAGAAAGCAAACCAAGACAUGAACAACUUUCCCAACUUACUGAGACAAGCCAUCUCCGUUGCUCGUCGACUCCAAGAUCCGCUGUUGGAAAUCACGCAACUAUGCAAUUUCGAAGAAGAUCUACUUUGCAUUAGAUUUCACCAAAUGCAGAAUUACCUCAAUAAAGAUGAAUUGCUGAACAAUUUAUACCAAGAAGUUGUAGAUCGGGUCAAUGAGGUUGGUGUUGAUGUGAAUCGAUGCAUUGCUCACCCUCACACAUCAUCGCUUGUUAAGUUUGUCAGUGGCCUAGGAUCAAGAAAAUCAACCUACUUGUUGAAAAAGCUGGGACAAGGUCGCCUUCAAAACAGAAAUGAACUGGUCACACGUGUGGGCAUAGGUCCAAAGGUUUUUGUCAACUGCGUUGCAUUCUUGAAAAUACAUGCUACUGCGUGUCAGGAUGACUAUGACGUGGACCUACUCGAUGGAUCCAGAAUUCACCCCGAAGUUUACCCAUGGGCUCGCAAAAUGGCACAGAAUGCGCUCGAUUACGAUGACGACAAUGAAGAUGCUGUGAAUGACAUCUUGGAAACUCCAGAAAAAUUAGAAGAUUUAGAUCUUGAUUUAUUUGCCGAGGAACUAAAAAAGCAGGGUUAUGGAGAUAAAAGUAUCACAUUGUACGACAUGAAAGCAGAGUUAUGUGACAGAUACAAAGAUCUGAGAACACCGUUUAAAAGCGCAACAGCAGAAGAAAAAUUUAACAUGCUCACGAAAGAAACACCACAAACGUUUUAUAUCAGUAAACUUGUAUGCUGCAAAGUUGUUGGCAUCGCUUACCGGAAACUUCGCAUUGAGGAAUUAAACGCUGCUAAACCGGUCGUUAACAAGCAAAAUGGUUUGUGGCAGUGUCUCUUUUGUAAGAAAGGGAAGUUUUCGUCAUCAAACGAAGUUUGGAGUCAUUUUGGAGAUGGCUGCUGUCCAGGCAAAGUAGUUGGUGUUAAAACCAAACUUGAUAACGGAGUCAGCGGCUUCAUUCCGAUCAGAUCGAUAAGUAAUCGCCAUGUGUCAGACCUCAGCGAUCGAUUUAAAAGGAACACAAUGAUAAAUUGUAGAGUUUCUAAAAUCAUUGUAGAAAAGUUUCAGGCGGAACUUACAACUGAUUUAACCGACCUGGGUCACAAAUGGAGAUUACCUUACGAUUUGUUUUACGACAAAGCUGCAGAAAAGGAUGACCAAAAAGAAAUCGAUAAAAAAAGAAAUAACGCAAUUAAGGCAAAAACUACCUACAUUAACAGAAUUAUUUCUCACCCCUCCUAUCGCAACGUUGAUUACCAUAAUUGCGAAAAACUAAUGGAAAACUUUGAACAAGGAGAUGUUUGUAUCAGGCCAAGCAGCAAAGGCAACGAACACCUAACAGUGACCUGGAAGGUCUCAAACGGAGUUUUUCAGCACAUUGAUGUAAGAGAGGAAAGAAAAGCCAAUACGAUAAGUCUCGGCUUCGUACGAGAAGUAAUGAGAUUCAAAUAUUUCAAGGAAAUCGCCGUAAACUUGUUGGACUAUAAAGAAGUCAUUGAGAGAGAUCUCAUUGAAGAACGAAAACGCAACCCCUCAAGAUUUCCAUAUCAUUUUACAAUCUCUAAGCAAUAUCCGGGAAAAUUCAUGUUCUCCUACUUUCCAAAUAGAAGCGUCAAACACGAGUAUGUGACAAUCACUCCCGACGGAUUAAAAUACAGAGGACAAGAUCUACUGGACAUAACGCACAUUCCACACGUUCUAGUGGACACAAUGCACAUUCAACUGCACACACUGGAUUUGCCAACCGUCUAUAUUGAUAAGAUGGCAGAUAAAUCCAGUGACUUCCCAGGCCCAAUCAACCGGAUCUAA
Molecule: messenger RNA, 3357 nt
Organism: Helobdella robusta
Lineage: Eukaryota; Metazoa; Annelida; Clitellata; Rhynchobdellida; Glossiphoniidae
Exons: 5
Coding region: 1-3357 (1118 amino acids)
Biological process (GO): mRNA transcription by RNA polymerase II; transcription elongation-coupled chromatin remodeling; nucleosome organization
Cellular component (GO): transcription elongation factor complex
Molecular function (GO): nucleosome binding; nucleic acid binding; histone binding
Source: RefSeq, a predicted model, not a curated record